AUGGCCACAACUGUCAUCACCGAAGAUGAUCAGUCGAGAUGUCCGAUGAUAUCAUCGGCAAUGUUAGAUGCAACAAUUCCGAUUGUAACGGUGGCCAAUUCACUGACUUUGGCAUCGACAGAUCAUGGCGAAACUAUGAAACCGAUUGUUUCAUUUGGUCUCGUUUCUGAUAUUCAAUAUGCUGAUAAAGACGAUCAUCCCAACUACUCAAAAACUCGUCUGAGACGCUAUCGUAAUGCAUUGAAAUUGCUCGAUGAAGCUUGCGACUAUUGGAUCGAACACAAAUACGGUAUCUCCUUUGUGCUACAACUAGGCGAUUUGAUCGAUGGUGCAUCGGCAGCCGAUAACAAGUCGCAAAUUGCUCUGAAUACUAUUCUUGCUCCGUUUUCUAAACUUCCUUCGUCAUGUCGUGUCUAUCAUAUUUGGGGUAAUCACGAAUUGUACAAUUUUCCUCGAGCAGAACUUCUCACAGGUCCACUGUGUUCAUUCGACACAAAAGAUAUCUUUCCUGGACACUAUGGUACAUUUCAAGUGUGUCCAGGUUUGAGAGUCAUCGCAUUAGACACGUUCGAAUUCAGUGUUUUGGGUGUGGAUAAAACAGAUGAAGCCUACAUACGUGCCAAGGAAUUCUUGAAAAAACGCAAUCCUAAUGAGUAUGGCAAUGAUUAUUAUGGUCUUUAUGGCGAUCAACGACGAUUUGUUGAGUUCAAUGGUGGAGUAACACCGAAGCAACUCGAUUGGCUACAGGAACAAUUGACACAAGCAACGAAAUUGCACGAAAAAGUGAUUGUCAUUGGUGAGUCGCAUUGA
Rotaria sp. Silwood2 is the source of this 810-nucleotide messenger RNA. The record is from the annotation of a GenBank genome assembly. NCBI's taxonomy places the organism in Eukaryota, Metazoa, Rotifera, Eurotatoria, Philodinida, Philodinidae.